GUUGGGUGGCAAAAGAAUAGUGGAGGCGGUUGGUGGGGUUUAGUUAAGUAAAACCCUUAUUUCCGGCGUCGCACUCUCUCUCUUUCUUUCUGUAAGUGAAGAGAGAGAAAGGGGUUUUGGGGGGUAGAGAGAGAGAGAGAGAAAGAAUGGGAGCUCUUGCUACAUUAUCUUCUUCUUCUCCUUGGACUUCCGAGGAUGAUCUUUUGCUCAAAACCAACGUUGAGGUUGAGAAUGGAGCUUCCUUGGAAGCAAUUGCAAAAGGCGCAGUGCAGUUUUCUCGAAAGUAUAGUUUUGAGGAAAUACAAGAAAGAUGGCACAAGAUACUCUAUGACCCUAUCGUAUCUAAGGAUGCCUCUUCCUCUAUAAGAGAUUUCGAGCAUUCUGUUUCGCCUCUCCCAUCAAAGUUCUUCAAGAUUGAACAUUUGAAAGAUGAGCAGAAAGAUGUUUCUGUUAAGAGAAAAGUUCACACUGUUCGAAAUUCUUAUUAUGCCAUGCGUAAAAGAAUCCGCAGAGAUAUGCAAACUUCCAUGGACUACAAUUUUCUAGUUGAUUCAGAAAAUGACAAUUAUGCGGUAAAUGGAAAUGAGCCUUUGCCUGAAAACUGUGUACUUGAGGGUUCAACUUCGAAUGACUUUUCAAAUCAUGAUCCGUCGCACUACGGUCUUCCAGAAAAUUUUAUGGAUGUUGAUAUUGGAGUUGCUGCUCAAGCGUUUUACACUGGAGUUGAUGAUACACUUGAAGAGAAUUUUCCCAUGGACCAAAACAAUAUAUCUGAGGAGGAACCUCAAAUUCAUGAAGAUAAUGUGCUUCUGAAUGGAACUGCCGAGGAAUUUGGCGAUUCAAUAGAACUAGAUAUAGAAAAAUUUAUUGGAGAUGAUGAACUAGAUGAUAUGUCUUUUUCCGCAUUUCACCAAAUCAACAAUGACCCUGCAAAUUUGUGCUCCGAGUUUGAUGAAGAUUAUAUGUUUGAUUCACCUGAGUUAGAGUGUGGGAAUUCAUUUGACGAUUUAGAGUUAUCACUUCCUGACAUUCAGGACAUGCCGGUUUGGAGAACAGAAGAACAGGAUAAUAUUCCAUGUGAUGGUUCAAAAGAUUCCAUUGCUUGCGAGGAUGGUUAUCUGGAAGAACUGUCCAAUUCACUCUUAAACUUCACUGGUGAGGAAGAGCUAUUUCUGAUGGAUUCUGUUGGAAAAGAUGGGAUUGGUAAAUCUUAUUAUGACGGUCUGAGUUCGCUUUUACUAAACUCUCCAAUUGAUGGUUGUUCAAAUCAGAUACCUGAAACGGCUGAAGUAGAGUUAUUAUUGACCCCACACGAAGAUGUUAAAAAUCCGUCUGUUUCAUGUCGCACAGAAGUAGACGACAAUGCAGGAAAGGCCGAAACAGAGCUGUUAGCGGCCUUUGAUGCACAUGUUAAAGGUAUGUCAGUUUCAUGUCGUGCAGAAGUAGAUGACAACACAAUGUCACAAUCUAAUGGCAUGGAAGUAGUUCAAAAACCAGAGUUCCAAAUGGCAGCUUCCGCUUCAGCUAAAGACCCUCAAUUUCCUGAACUAAUUAAUGGAGUUGUUCCCUGUAUAAUAAAUACUGAGGACCCAGAAGUUCCAUCCAAUGAUGAUGUUUUCCUACCCUUUAAUGAGCCUCCCCCAACAAUUUCCUGUUCAUCCGAAUCAGCUAGCAGGAGAGGUAAAGUUUUGAUGCAGGUUGAACAAAAAAGCUCCGUAGGAGCUCAGGUUUCUUCUCAGACAACAGGAGCCCAUUGCCUUCCAGGACCUGUUUCUGGUUCUAAGAUAAAAUAUGAGUUGUCUAAUAAUCAUGCAUCACACAGACUGUCUAGAAAUGCAAUUAUUGCUUCCAGUGACCUAGGUGGAAACAAUGAUGCAACAAACAAAACUCAUGCUGCUCUACAUGCAAGUCCUAAGGAAAAACCCGUCGAUGUUAGCUUCGUAAAGCAUCAAAGCAAUAAUGUGACAAAUUUGUCACAUAAGAAACCAGCCCUCGGAAAUGGCCUCAGAAAUCAUGGCCAACCUAAUGGUUCUAGCUUGAAACAGGAACGGGAUGUAGCAUUGCCAGUUGAAAAUAAUCAGUUGCAACAUGCUGAAGUGGGGUCCGCAGAUGUUCUGGGGCCUGAGAUGGUGGUUUACAGUGAAAGGUUAGACGAGGAAGAGCAAUAUAUCGAAAGUGAUGACGAAGUUCCUUAUUAUUCUGAUGUAGAGGCCAUGGUACUUGAUAUGGACUUGGAACCUGAUGAUCAUGAUUUAUAUGAUAAUGAAGAAGUAUCAAGAUAUCAACACGAAGAAACUAAGCGGGCUAUCAUAAGGCUGGAGCAGGGCGCUCAUUCUUAUAUGCAGAGAGCCAUGGCUUCACAUGGAGCAUUGGCCCUUUUAUAUGGUCGCCACUCAAAGUACUAUAUCAAGAAAACUGAGGUUUUAGUUGGACGAUCAACAGAAGGUUUUCAUGUAGAUAUUGACUUAGGCAAAGGAGGUUGUGCCAAUCUAAUAUCUAGACGUCAGGCAAUCAUAAAAAUGGAUAAAGAUGGAUCAUUCUUCAUUAAAAACAUUGGCAGGAGUUCAAUGCUGAUAAAUAGCACAGAAUUGCACACUGGUCAAUCUCAAAGACUGCUUUCCAAUUAUCUGAUUGAGUUGAAGGGCACACAAUUCAUAUUCGAGAUAAAUCAAAGUGGUAUGAAGCGGUAGCAACUGGAACGAAGUAUUGAGUACUGACAAUUUUCCGACCUUUUAGUGUGAUUGUAAAUGAUACAUAAAGGUCCGUUAACACAGAAGGUGCAUUUUGUACGCUCUUUCUGAUUUUCGAUGAGGAGUGGCCCUGCUGUUGUAUCCCGGAAAUGGACUUGCGCAACUCUAACCUCCCCACCACCACCACCCAUGUUCCUUUGCCUGCUAGAGUAGAUAAUUCUUCAACCCGAAAGUUUUGUAAUAUGGUAAAUUCAUCAAAACCAAGAUUCCAAAUCUCGUUACUAUCUUGCAUGAGAACACAGUCCUUUUGAAAC
Molecule: messenger RNA, 3004 nt
Organism: Medicago truncatula (barrel medic)
Lineage: Eukaryota; Viridiplantae; Streptophyta; Magnoliopsida; Fabales; Fabaceae
Exons: 7
Coding region: 147-2690 (847 amino acids)
Biological process (GO): positive regulation of transcription by RNA polymerase II
Cellular component (GO): MLL1 complex; NSL complex; Ino80 complex
Molecular function (GO): protein binding; G-quadruplex RNA binding
Source: RefSeq, a predicted model, not a curated record